Molecule: messenger RNA, 984 nt
Organism: Acanthosepion pharaonis
Lineage: Eukaryota; Metazoa; Mollusca; Cephalopoda; Sepiida; Sepiidae
Source: the annotation of a GenBank genome assembly
AUGGAGUCACCCAAGUCGAUCGCUGAUACUCUGAUUGACGAUCGGCUCGAGUUCUUACUAGAAAUCAAUAUUUCCGCGCCUAUCAAUAAAGUCUUAGCGAAGAAAUCUAUAAAUUCAUCUCGUACAAUCAUUAUCUAUCUAUCUAACUAUCUAUCUAUCUAUCUAUCACAGUCUUUUCAUCAUGUAUGUAUGUAUGUAUCUAUCUCGGUCUUUUCAUUAUCUAUCUAUCCAUCUAUCUAUCUAUCGAUUUAUAUAUCUAUCUAUCUCAGUCUUUUCAUUAAUGUAAGUAUGUAUGUAUCUAUCUAUCUCAACUUUUACAUUAUCUGUCUCUCUAUCUAUCUAUCUAUCUAUCUAUCUAUCUAUCGUAGACCUUUCAUUGUCUCAGUCUUUUCUCUAUCUAUCUAUCUAUCUAUCUAUCUAUCUAUCUAUCUAUCUAUGUCAGUCUUUUCAUUAUCUAUCUCUCUCUCUCUCUCUCUCUCUCUAUCUAUAUAUCUAUCUAUCUAUCUCAGUCUUUUCAUUAUCUAUCUAUCUAUCUAUCUAUCUAUCUAUCUAUCUAUCUAUCUAUCUACAUUUCAUCUAUCUAUCUAUCUAUCUAUCUAUCUAUCUAUCUCAGUCUUUUCAUUAAUACUUUUACAUUAUCUGUCUCUCUAUCUAUCUAUCGUAGACUUUUCAUUAUCUCAGUCUUUUCAUGAUCUAUCUAUCUAUCUAUCUAUCUAUCUAUCUCAAAUCGAGCUCAUACUUUUACAUUAUCUGUCUCUCUAUCUAUCUAUCGUAGACUUUUCAUUAUCUCAGUCUUUUCAUGAUCUAUCUAUCUAUCUAUCUAUCUAUCUAUCUAUCUAUCUAUCUAUCUCACUGAAAAACAUGUCCUUCUUCUUCUUCUUCUUCUUCUUCAUCUUCUUCUUCUUCUUCUUCUACCCUCCUUCUCCUAACCGCCGCCUCCUCCUCCUCCUUCUUUUUCUUCUUAUUCUACCCUCCUUCUUCUAA